Messenger RNA from Botrytis porri, 309 nucleotides. RefSeq lists its product as uncharacterized. The record is from RefSeq and is a predicted model, not a curated record. The coding region runs from base 1 to 309 and encodes 102 amino acids. The transcript has 2 exons. Lineage: Eukaryota; Fungi; Ascomycota; Leotiomycetes; Helotiales; Sclerotiniaceae.
AUGGUUGACAAAAUAAUGAUACAGAGUAAUGAUGCUGUCUUGAAACUUUCACAAUUGACAAACUCCGCGAGUCCGUCUAUCCCCACUGCCACUCCUCGAUUACGUCAACCACAAGUGGAAUUGACUUUGCUGGCACGCACUGGCAGGAUGAACAACGAGCGAUUGAAGCUACAGUAUGGACUUCCUGAUGCUCGUUGUUCACGGCGCAACCAAUCUCCCCAAAAGAAUUCGAGCUCUAGACUACAUGGAAAUUUCAUAUUCUCACGAAUCAUAACAUCAAACACCUCUCUCAAACAGGAAAUAUCCUAG